Messenger RNA from Cottoperca gobio, 2560 nucleotides. RefSeq names its product nuclear GTPase SLIP-GC-like. The transcript has 21 exons. The record is from RefSeq and is a predicted model, not a curated record. NCBI's taxonomy places the organism in Eukaryota, Metazoa, Chordata, Actinopteri, Perciformes, Bovichtidae. The coding region runs from base 1 to 2499 and encodes 832 amino acids. Gene Ontology annotation, molecular function: GTPase activity.
AUGGAUGAUUUUGUUCGCAACAAAUUAACUGAGUGGAAUCUCAGCAAGUGGACAGAAACAUUCAAAGAUCAAGGCAUUGACAAGGAAAGUCUUUACUGUCUGGGUGAUCAAGAAAUUGCUGACUUGAUCCCAACAGUGGGACCAAGGUCAAAAUUCAAGAAGAGACUCAAGUUGUUAAAGGAAGAACAAAACACAACAAAUCCGGAAACAGUUGAAUCUUCUGCUCAAUGUAAACAGGAGUAUGAAGAAGAAGAUGUUUCUGCUCAGGUUUGUCCGUCCACCAGCGACACAAGUGAUAAAGUAAAGAGAAAGUUGGAUCUUCAGGAUGAAUCCAGCCAAUCACCAGCAAGAAAACGACCACAUGACGAUAUACCAGGAUCAUACUCAGAAGAAAUCAUUCUGUCUGAUGUGAAAAACAUCAUGAGAUGUGUCAAACAGAAACUGCCUAACGAAGACAACAAGCUCAAUAAUUUCCUGAAGUAUAAUAUCAGGCAUUUGGAGACAGACAAGAGGGAGGUGGUCGGUGUCUUUGGCAAAACGGGGGCUGGAAAGAGCUCUUUGAUAAAUGCCGUCAUUGGAGUGAAGAACCUCUUGCCCUCUGGAAGUAUCAGUGCAUGUACCACAGUCAUGAUUAAAGUGGAGGCUAACAUGCAUAACUCAAAGUAUGAGGCACACAUUGAGUUCAUUACAAAAGAGGAGUGGAGAGAUGAGAUGUGGUCCUUGUUUAAUUUCCUUCAACGUAAUGUGGAUGAGGAAAAUGAUCAGGAAGAAGAUCAGGAAGAAGAUCAGGAAGAUGACGAUGGUUGUGAGGACACUGAGGAAAAGCUCUCAGCGCUGUAUGGAGAAGGAUGGAAAAACAAAUCCUCUGAAAACCUCAUGGAUAACAGAUAUUUCAAAGAAAUUCCAGAAUUUCUCCAGUCCAAGAAGAAGAUUCUGACAUGUGAAUCAGCUAAAGAGCUUUCUGCUAAAUGUGUCAAAUACACAAGAAGUGACUCAGAAGACGAAGACGCUAAAGAUGUGAAGAGGUGGUAUUGGCCACUGGUGAAGUGCGUGACUGUCAAGGUACCCAAUAAUAAACUUCUCCAGCAUGUCACACUUGUGGAUCUGCCUGGAAAUGGGGACCGUAACAAGAGCAGAGACCAGAUGUGGAAAAGGGUUGUUGAAAGUUGUUCUACAGUGUGGAUUGUGACCGACAUUAAUCGAGCAGCAUCAGAGAAGGAACCAUGGGACAUCCUGAGAGAUGCCAGUAGCCACAUGGGAAAUGGUGGCGAGUGUCAGAACAUUCACUUCAUUUGCACCAAAUCUGAUCUUAUUGAAGAUUCAGAUGAUCUUUCAGCAGCUGGUGUUCGUGCUUUCAUACUUAAAAAAAACGAGCAAGCAAAGAAAAAAGUGAGGCAAGAAUUCAGCAAACUAAACCAGGUUAAGAAACAUUUCAGUGAUGAAUGUUUCAAAGUGUUCACAGUGAGCUCCAAAGAGUUUCUAAGAAAGAAACGUCUACAGCAAGAUGACACUGAAAUACCAAAACUUCAGGAAUUCCUGCAAGAUCUCAAUGACUGGCACUCGGAGACAUUAAACUAUGUGUCUAGAGCUCGAGGGAUUCUCUCUCUGAUGCACGGGGCGAGCCGUAGAGAAGGGGCUGACAUAAAGACAGAUGUGUGCAAAGACCUUGAAGAAGAGCUGAAGCAGGAGCUUGAUAAAGUCAGGAAACCAAUAGAAGAGACUUUUCAGGCUUUUGAAAAAUGCCUCAGUGAGGGGGUUGAAAAAUCUAAGAGUUCAUGUGAAAAAGACUUGAAGUCGGUCAUACAUCCUAAUAAGUCGGGUAGUGCUUUUCACAGUAUAUUGAAGUGUAUAGUUGUGAACAAUGGCAUCCACAAAACACAAAAAGGGACGCAAAUAAAUCUCAAUAUGAAGUUAACUUCAUGCCUGACUGACAGCAUUGAUGAGAAAUUCAAGGAGACCUUCCCAAAUGAAGGAAAACGUGGACCAUUCAAAGGAGUCAUCAAUAUGUUUUCACUUGGCAUAGAGAAGAUGAUUAGAGAGAAGAGAGAGUACAAAGAUGUCACACUGCAGCUGAUCUUUCUCAGGAUAGAGGAAGAAAAAAUAAAGACAAAACUCAACGAAAUCAUCCGUGAGCGUAAGAAAAUGAUCUACAGCAGUCUGACGACAACAAUCGAGAACACCAUGAAAGAAUGCUAUGAAGAAGCAAAAGAAAUCAAAGGACGGGACUCGCUGAAAAACAUGAGGGACACGAUUGUGAAGCACGUACAUGAUUCAAAGAACAUCAUGUUUGAGCAGGCUAAAGAUGAUAUGUUGAACCAGCUCAGAGACUUGAUGUUGGAGAUCCUGGAGACACUGGAGGAAACCAUGCAGGAAUCAAUCGAGCUGUCGCUGAAGACAGAAGGUGUCUCGAUCCCAGAUGUUACAGUGGAGCUUGAGAUGGUGAAGAACUACUACAAUGAACUGAUGGGAAGUCCAGAUACAGAAUCACUUCUCUGGUAAAACCUUUGUUAAAAUAUACAUAAUGCUCUGAUGAUGAGCACUUCUGAAUAACGCUCAUCAG